AUGAUUGACACAGAUAUAUAUUUUCCAAAGGAUAACAAGUUGAAGCCUCUAGGGGAGGAUGCUCACUUCAUUUGUGCAGAGGAGCAGAUCAAUGGAGUGGCAGAUGGUGUUGAUGGGAGAUUCGUGCUAAUCAGAAAGGGAAAAAUCAUAUAUCAGUCACCAGUGCACCAAGUCCAACACAGAUUUAACAGUUCAUAUCAGGUAGGAAACACCACAGAUAGCCCAAGUUCAGCUGAGGAGCUUGAAGUUUUAGUAGAAGCUGGGCACCCCAUUGUCCCUAAAACUGAUGGAUUGUUCGAUAAUGUCCAUGCUGCCAAAAUCGAGCAUAUAGAAGACCUAUGUUUGAGAGAAGGUGACAUGCCAGAGCUAUUAGCUUGGACCAUGGCAAAAGUUGCUCGGCUAAAAUCUCUGGACAAAUGUACUAGUAGUUCCUUUGCAAUGGCAGCUCAUGAUGCAGGAGUUGAACACAGAGGAGGCAAAUAUGAUGACAUUGCUAUGGUCGUUGCGUACAUUCUUUCUGCAGAUUGUUCUUUGCAUUCAAAAGACAGUUUGGGAGAAAUUGACAACAAUGAAGUUGGAGAUGAUGCAUCAUCUGAUCCCAAAGAGGCAAGUGUCACAGCUUAUAAAAUGAGUAACUGGAGGAACGAAAAAAAAGCAACAAGCAAACGCAUGAACACUGGAAUAAGCUGGCGAAAUGGAUACUUCUUAGGAGAAUCAUCAAGGAAAUGGAAAAAGUGUGGAAAUUCAACCCAAAAAGUCCAUGGAAAGCUUCAACUCAAGCAAAAUCUGUUCAAUACUGGAUGA
This is a messenger RNA of Ilex paraguariensis (yerba mate), 804 nucleotides long. NCBI's taxonomy places the organism in Eukaryota, Viridiplantae, Streptophyta, Magnoliopsida, Aquifoliales, Aquifoliaceae. The record is from the annotation of a GenBank genome assembly.